AUGCGCGAUUCGCGAGAGACCACCCUCGCAAGGCGUCAAUCCCAACAGAUCCCAAAGUCAGCUCCUUCACCGCCACAGAACCACCCUAUCAACUCGCCACAGAGUCCGUCUGCGUCUGAAAAGUCCUUUCGCCGUAUCAGUCAGCAUGUCGGUUCAUCGCCCUUACAGCCCGCUCUGGACGCCACUGCCAAUCGCAAAAAGAACGAGGACGAUAAUCAUGACGCAGAAUCAAUAGGCGCUACCUCUGGACUUGCCACAGGCUCAUUGGCUUCUGGCACUCCUCCUCCGCUAUCAUUAAUGGGGGUUUCUUUCAACCAAGGCAGCAACAAUGCCAAUGCACCCUCGUCGCCUGUUUCCUACAGUCAUAGCCACCCUGGGCACAGCAGCACACCUCCCGUUUCAGGGUCUGGCGCAGGAGCUUCAGCACGCACCCCUCUUGGAACUGUUUUGGCAUCCACUUUUGGCCACAAUACCUCGUCUGGACCAGGAUCACCCACAGUCAACGUUGGACGACCCUUCAAAUACCCAUCAGUAUCCUCCACCAACCAGGUGUUUACCAGCAACUCUUCAUCGGAUCCCUCAAGGCUUGGAACGCCGAUCCGCAAGUCCAGCUUGCCAACAGAGAAGGAGGCAGGGAGCAGCGGCGGAUCCAGCUUCAGUAACUAUGCGCCGAGUGUGUUUAUCAACAUUGGCAGGACCUCGAGCUCGUUACCGCAGAUUGUGAUGCCCAAGAAGCGGAUGGCCCAGAAUGUGGCCUCCAACUUUUCGUACAUUCUGGCUUGGUACUUUUUUAGCACGGCCUUGUCAAUCUACAAUAAGAAUCUCAUGGGCAAGGACAAUUGGAACUUUAACCUACCCCUGUUUGUGUCGUCGAUCCAUGCUGGACUCCACUUUGUGAUUACAGCCUGUCUCAUGCACUUUUGGCCGGAUGUCUUUGAUGCUACAAGGUCAGGAAAAGGAGGCAGGAUCACCAUGCACAGCUAUGUCACCCAAGUGGUGCCUUGUGCAGUGGCUGCGGCAUUGGAGAUUUGCAUGGCCAAUGCAUCCCUCAUGUACAUUACCCUUUCUUUCUAUACCAUGAUCAAAUCAAGCACCCCAAUCUGGGUCCUCAUUUUUGCAUUCAUCUUUCGCCUGGAGAAGCCUCGACUCAGCUUGAUCCUGAUUAUAGGCGUCAUUGUCGUUGGAGUCGUGCUGACGGUUGCAGGAGAGACACAGUUCGACAUGACAGGUUUUGUACUCGUGCUUCUGGCGGCUGUCAUGUCGGGUCUACGGUGGUCGCUGACCCAGAUGCUGCUUCAAAAGGAUCAACUCGGGAUGGACAACCCCGUGGCCACGCUGUACUACAUCAGCCCCAUAAUGUUUAUCCUGAUGUCGAUCCUAUCCCUGGUGAUCGAGGACCCCUUUGUCCAGUUUUCGUCAUCGGUGUUUUUUCAGGAUUUCCGGACAGGCGCGCUCACUUUGGUCAUGGCAGGCGGAGGCGGGCUCCUGGCGUUUGCUAUGACCGUUGCGGAGUUCAAGCUAAUCAAGAACACGGGCACCGUUACUCUUUCUGUUGCUGGAAUCAGCAAGGAGAUUGUUGUCAUUUCGUUGAGCAUGCUCAUCUUUGGAGACAGAUUGACAUUUGUUAAUCUCCUUGGAUUGCUUGUCUCAAUCGGAGGAAUCAUGGCAUAUAACUAUGUCAAGAUCAGGAAAAUGCAACAAAGUUUAUCAUCCUCAGGCGACUAUGAGGUGCUGGCACGGCAUCACAAAGGAGACAACACGGAUUAG
Molecule: messenger RNA, 1767 nt
Organism: Linnemannia hyalina
Lineage: Eukaryota; Fungi; Mortierellomycota; Mortierellomycetes; Mortierellales; Mortierellaceae
Source: the annotation of a GenBank genome assembly